Messenger RNA from Glycine soja, 1794 nucleotides. Its product is annotated as vacuolar protein sorting-associated protein 36. The record is from RefSeq and is a predicted model, not a curated record. The coding region runs from base 97 to 1446 and encodes 449 amino acids. Gene Ontology annotation, molecular function: ubiquitin binding; phosphatidylinositol-3-phosphate binding. NCBI's taxonomy places the organism in Eukaryota, Viridiplantae, Streptophyta, Magnoliopsida, Fabales, Fabaceae. Gene Ontology annotation, biological process: protein transport to vacuole involved in ubiquitin-dependent protein catabolic process via the multivesicular body sorting pathway. The transcript is spliced from 8 exons. Gene Ontology annotation, cellular component: late endosome membrane; ESCRT II complex.
AUUCUUUUGUUUUAAGGGACAUCUAUUCUCCCACUAGAAGAAGUCUAGAACUAUAGCCGCCACUUUCCGAACGACGUCGAACCUCGCUUUUCGCCGAUGGCCGGAAACUGCUUGGCGCCGGUGAAGCUCACCGGCAGCGGCCGCCCGGUGCUCGAACCCAACGAAAUCGAGUGCUUCUUCCUCUCCGGCGUUGACCUUCUCAGCGAAGACGACCCCAGCUUCCCUCACCUCAAAUCUGGCCUCCUCAUCCUCACCACGCACCGCCUACUAUGGCUCCCAGACUCCGCCGCAUCCGCCGGCGGCACCGCCGGCGCCAUCCCCCUCGCCGCCGUCUCCCACAUUUUCUCCCCCAAGAUGUCCCUCCGGAAGGUGUUCGCCUCGCCGCGGGUCCGGUUCCAGGUGUCACUGUCGCCGGAGGGAAGGGUCUCCGCGGCGGGUUCGCGAUCGGUGGUGGCGACGGCGGUGGUGAGAGGGAAGGGGGAUUGCGACGCGUUUUUGGCGAAGUUUAUGGAGAAUUGCCGCGCCAGGGCGUGGCAGGAGGCGGAGAGUGGGUCCAGUUCGGGGUCGAAUUCGGCAGUGAUGGCGGCAACAGCGACAGCAUCAUCGUCGGGCGGGAUUUAUUCGAGCGACGGAACGGUGAGGAUGGUGGGAGUGUCUGGGAUACUGAGGAAGGAGCAGGAAAUGUGGGAGAGUACUGAUAGGAGCUUGCAGGAGGCUUUUCAGGAUUUGAAUGCUCUCAUGAGCAAGGCUAAAGAGAUGGUGAUGCUAGCAGAGAAAAUGAGGCUAAAACUUUUGUCUGGCUCAAAUUCUCAAACCAAUGCAACUAAUGAUGAGGAGAUGGGUUCGAAGGAAGAAAUGCAAGAUUGGUUAUUGAGUGUUGGUAUUAUAUCCCCUGUUACGAAAGAGUCUGCAGGUGCUUUGUAUCAUCAACAACUUUCUCGUCAGUUGGCAGAUUUUGUUAAAGUUCCACUUGAGAAAGCUGGGGGAAUUAUCAAUCUUAUUGAUAUAUAUUGUCUCUUCAACCGUGCUCGUGGCACAGAAUUGAUCUCACCUGAUGAUUUGUUGCAAGCAUGUUCUCUGUGGGAGAAGUUUGAUGUCCAAGUGGUUCUGCGCAAGUUUGAUAGUGGAGUCAUGGUGAUACAGACGAAGUCCCACAGUGAUGAGGAGGUUUUCAAUAAAGUCAAGAUGCUUGUUUUGAAACCUGACGCCCUUCGAGCUGGAAUAAGUGCUAGUGAUGCUGCAAGGACACUAGGGGUUGCUCCAGCAAUGGCAAAGGAGCAUCUCUUGUCUGCAGAGAGCAAAGGUUUACUAUGCAGAGAUAUCAGCCCUGAUGGAUUUCGCUUUUAUAUUAACUUGUUUGUGGAAAUUGACCGAGAUUAUAUGUAUUUAGUGAAAGAUCAGGGAAUUUAUGCCUCGUGGGUACAGGCUAACGAUACUCAUGCUUGAGAAUCCCAAGCAUGUUUAAUUCAAGGUAUGCAUAAAUUUUAAAUUGAUAAAGCGAUGAUAAGCAGGAAGGGAAAAAUGUACACACACACGCAUACAGUUUUACUGUGCUUCAAUCAAUGUGAGAUUUUCAUUGUAGAGGACACUUCACAUAAUCAUUCUGUAGAAGGAUUAUAAAUACUUGAAAAGACUCGAAGCAAAACUUAUAUGUAUCAUGUCAUAUCAUUCCAAAAGCUAUUGUUACUCUUAGCCUAGCUUUCCAUACAUGAUGUAUGAUGAUGUUGAGGAUUACUCUGAUAUCCAUCCCCCUUUUUUAUUAUGAUACCAAUACUCAACGUGAGUUCUUAAUUA